Molecule: messenger RNA, 1398 nt
Organism: Aureococcus anophagefferens
Lineage: Eukaryota; Pelagophyceae; Pelagomonadales; Pelagomonadaceae
Exons: 1
Coding region: 1-1398 (465 amino acids)
Source: RefSeq, a predicted model, not a curated record
AUGGGUUCCGACGACGGCGCCAAGGGCCGCGACGGGCGGUCCUGGUGGAGCGCCGUCGCCUUCCUCUUCUUCUUCGUGGGCCCCAUGCUGGGCCUCGAGCAGUACCUCGCGGCCCAGCGGCGCCUGCGCGUCGCCCGGGCGCUGGCGGUGGCGCCGGCCGCCGACGCGCGGCCGCCGGCGGCGCCCGCGGCGCCCCCGCCGCCGCCACCCGCGGCGCGCUCGCCGCUGCCGCCCCCGCCGCUGUCGCCCGCGGCGCGCCCGCCGCCGCCGCCGCGGACGCCCGCGGCGCCCCCGCCGUUGCCGCGGGCGCGCGCGCCGCCGGCCGACGAGCCCGAGGGCGUCGCCGACGCCGUCGCCGCGGACUCGCUCGCGGCGCCGCCGUCCCUCGUCGACGAGCUCGUCGCCCUCGCGGCCCUGCCGCCGAGGGAGGCCCUCGCGUACCUCGACGCGGACCCGCUCGACGUCGAGCGCGUGUCGAACGCGACCGCGUGGACGUGCCCCGACCGGCGGCUCCUGAGCUCGUCGCCGCGCCGGAACCCGUCGCGCGCCGCGGCCGCGAACCUCAAGGCCGCGAAGCCCGGCGCCUUCGUCUGGUUCGACCACCUCUCCAAGGCCGGCGGCACGAGUUUCUGCGAGUUCGCGCGGCGGAAUUUGGGCAUCAAGCGGACGCCGUCCUACUACUGCAUGCCGCCGGACCCGAAGGUGCCGGGCCCCGACGGCCGCGUGGGCCGCUGGCCCGGGCCCCAGCUCAAGGGGUAUAUAGAACGCACGAAGCACGCCGUCGUCGCGAACGAGUGGGACGCGUUCCCCGCGCCCGUGCUCGAGCGCGACUUCCGCGACGCCGCGGUGCUCAUGACCAUCAUCCGCGAUCCCCUCGACCGCCUCGUGUCGACGCACAAGUUCUGGGGCAUCCUCAACAACCCGGCCAAGGUCAAGCCGGAGCUCGUGCCCUGGCUGAAACGGAAGAACGCCGCCGCGCGCGCGCGGCCGAUGCGGCGCGACACGACCAACGACUUUCUGUCGCAGGUCGGCCGCGACAACUUCGCGACGUGGAAGUUCGCCUCCUACGCCGAGCCGCGCUUCGACGACUGCAAGGGCGACAAAGCCUGCGCGCGCGACGCGCUCGCGACGGCGCUCGCGGUCCUCGAGAAGUUCCACGUCGUCGUGCCUACCACGUGGCAGGCGUGGGCGGGGCCGCUCUACGCGGGCUUCGGCUGGACGCGCCUCGAGGAGGUCCACGUCGUCAACAUCGGCAAGGUCCAGUCGUCGUCGUCGAAGAAGGACCUCGCGCCGUCCGACUACGCGGCGCUCCGCGAGGCCAACGUGCUCGACGAGGUCCUCUGGCACUGGGCGCGCCGCGCGUUCCUCGAGCGCCUCCGCUGCCCGCCGGAGCUCUAA